AUGGACAGCUUCUUUAAGGCUGCGGUGUGUGACCUGGACAAGCUGUUGGAUGAUUUUGAGCUCAAUACAGGUUGGACACGGGUUACUACAGUCUGAAACAAUGUAUUCGGGUAGCAUGUUUGUCUUUUCUGUAUGUGGGGGGGGAAGGUCUGAGGGGUGUAGUGUUAAGUGAAAAUAAAUAUAUUUUAAAAACUAGUUGAAACUUGUGGUGUACUUUGUAGUUGCUGACUUAAAACUUGUUGCUCACUUGUUAUGUUGAGAUAUUAACAACAGAACUGAUUAACGGAUACUUAUCUCUUCCCUUCCCCACAAGAUGAGCAUGAGUGCAGAUCAGUCUCCCUGUCGCCUCCCUCGUAUCCCGGCCACUCUCUGGGCGCCCAGGGUUUCCUUCCGGAACCCUCCAAAGUUCCAGUUCUACACUCUCUCCCUGACCUCAACUCCCUGCACUAUGGCUCUGCAUCCAGCUGCACCGACCAUCCUAGCCCCAGCCCCAGCCCCAGUCCUGGGGAGCGUGAGACCAAGGGCCGGCCCCUCACUGGGGUGGACCUGCUCUCCUCUGUAGACGGCCGGGGGUCAGCUAAGAGCUCUGCACCGCCCUGCCCAGACCGGGCCCUGAAGCCUGUGUGUGAUCUGGUCAGUGACACAGGCUCAGCCCACCUUCUCCUCCGGGCCAACAGCCACAACGCCUUCAGUAAGCUGGACGUGGCAGAGAGGCAGCUGGAGGAGGAGGAGUUGCUGGUGGACUUCACCAUCCCCGUGGUGGCUCUGCCUAGGGAUGCCUCAGCAGGCCUGGGUCUGGGUCCCGGACAUGGGAGGACUGAGGGGAGGGAGACUCUCGCCGGGGGAGGGGAGGUGCUGCUGGGGCUGGACUCUGGUGGUUACGCUGCCUCUCUCAGGCUGCUCGAUGUGAUUCUGCCCGCUGCUGUGGAGAGAGCCUGUGAGCCCACGGAUCACCCCUCGCUGAGAAACUCUGAGUCUGGAGAGACAGAGGGAGAGAUAGACAGAGAGGAGGCAGGCAUAGAGGUGGCCCUCAUCAACUAUCAACUGGAGAACUCACCUGAUCACCAGGACCAGCCUGUAGUCCUGCCUGUUGCCAUGGACACCAAGACAGAGGACACUCCCAUGUAUGAUAUCGCCACAGAUGUCAGGGAUGAGGGUGAGGGGUCUUUGGAACGCUCUGAGCUGGCUGAAGCAGAGAGCUCUGGGAGCUGCACUGGACAGGAACCUAACUCUGAGGACUGCAGUGGUGGUGUGUCCGAGAGCCCCUCAGCCCUGUCCUGCCUGCCCAUGGCCGUGUCCAUGUGCAGGGCCUUGGUGGCCUCCAAGAACCCUGAGGAGGCCAUUGGAGGAGGGGUAGAGGAGAAGGCUGAGGCUGUCCCAACUGAGACCUUAGCGGCAGAGUCCCUGUCUGCCUCCAAGGUGCAGGAGGAAGUGAGUCUCCCAGAGAACCCUGGGACUGUUGAGGACUGUACCAGCCCUGAUUCUGUCCCUGAGGACCACUCUGUCCAGUCACCUAAUCCAGAGAGCCAAGAGAUGAUGACCAUGCCUUUCCACCUGGCUGUCUCAGCUCCCCCCGUCUCCCAGCGGUCAUUUCCCCCCGUCUCCCAGGUCAGCUUCUCCCCAGUGGAGGUCCAGCCGGCCCCCAUGGCUCAAGAGCGCCCUGCAUCCCCUCCCUCAGAGCCCAGCCUAAGCCCAGUGGACCCCCCUGAGUUUGGCUUUGAGUACCUGCCGGAGAGCGACCAGGCUGGGCUGCUGGUGACGGAUGAAGAGCUGGAUGCUUUCCUCCGGGGGGAAGCCCAGGGCCAGGAGCACCAGGGGGUCCCUCACUGCGAGAGGCCCGGGGAGAACCUCCAGGACGAGGGCUUCUCUGAGCUCAAUGGGGACCUGGAGGAGCGGCUGGUGGAGGAGGAGCUGGAGAGCUACAGCCGGAGCCGAGGGGAGGGGCUGGCCUCCCCGGAGAGCGACAGGACCUUGUCCGCUUCUGCAGAGGGGAGUGUGAGCCCAGCCCUCUCCAUGCCCUCCCAGGACCCCAGUAGUCCCAGUAACCUCCCACCACCCUACUUCGGAGGGGCCCGACCCAAACAGCUGCACUGCCAAGUACCCAGGGCACCUCCAGCAGUAGGGGAGGACCAGGGUCCCAGUAGCCCCACAGACAGCACCGACCCUGGGGAGGAGGUCGACCAGAGCCCCUCUCCUCCCAGCCCCAUCCCUGCUCAGGACCCCGCUAAACUGGGUGUGCCCUGCCCAGGGUACUCCCCACCGGAGCGCUAUGAGAGCAGUGUGGGGUACAACGAGCUGUCGGAGCCCCCACCCUACCCUGCUGAGGAGGGGUCCGGGUCCUCAGAGGGUAAGGAGGUGGAGGAUGAGAAUGGGCUGGGGUGCAAGCAGCCCCCCUGGGUGCCAGAUUCAGAGGCUCCCAACUGUAUGAACUGCUGGCAGAAGUUCACGUUCACCAGGAGGAGGCAUCACUGCCGGGCCUGUGGGAAGGUAAGUAGCUAGAUCCGUCCAUGAAGGGACUUUUCUUUACCCUAAUUUCUAGGGUCAUAUUUUGCCCUAUUGAUAACAUUUGUGGUGUUUUGACGAUACAGUGGGGAUAAAAAGUAUUUAGUCAGCCACCAAUUGUGCAAGUUCUCCCACUUAAAAAGAUGAGAGAGGCCUGUAAUUUUCAUCAUAGGUACACGUCAACUAUGACAGACAAAUUGAGGAAAAAAAUCCAGAAAAUCACAUUGUAGGAUUUUUAAUGAAUUUAUUUGCAAAUUAUGGUGGAAAAUAAGGAUUUGGUCACCUACAAACAAGCAAGACUUCUGGCUCUCACAGACCUGUAACUUCUUCUUUAAGAGGCUCCUCUGUCCUCCACUCUUUACCUGUAUUAAUGGCACCUGUUUGAACUUGUUAUCAGUAUAAAAGACACCUGUCCACAACCUCAAACAGUCACACUCCAAACUCCACUAUGGCCAAGACCAAAGAGCUGUCAAAGGACACCAGAAACAAAAUUGUAGACCUGCACCAGGCUGGGAAGACUGAAUCUGCAAUAGGUAAGCAGCUUGGUUUGAAGAAAUCAACUGUGGGAGCAAUUAUUAGGAAAUGGAAGACAUACAAGACCACUGAUAAUCUCCCUCGAUCUGGGGCUCCACGCAAGAUCUCACCCCGUGGGGUCAAAAUGAUCACAAGAACGGUGAGCAAACAUCCCAGAACCACACGGGGGGACCUAGUGAAUGACCUGCAGAGAGCUGGGACCAAAGUAACAAAGCCUACCAUCAGUAACACACUACGCCGCCAGGGACUCAAAUCCUGCAGUGCCAGACGUGUCCCCCUGCUUAAGCCAGUACAUGUCCAGGCCCGUCUGAAGUUUGCUAGAGUGCAUUUGGAUGAUCCAGAAGAGGAUUGGGAGAAUGUCAUAUGGUCAGAUGAAACCAAAAUAGAACUUUUUGGUAAAAACUCAACUCGUCGUGUUUGGAGGACAAAGAAUGCUGAGUUGCAUCCAAAGAACACCAUACCUACUGUGAAGCAUGGGGGUGGAAACAUCAUGCUUUGGGGCUGUUUUUCUGCAAAGGGACCAGGACGACUGAUCCGUGUAAAGGAAAGAAUGAAUGGGGCCAUGUAUCGUGAGAUUUUGAGUGAAAACCUCCUUCCAUCAGCAAGGGCAUUGAAGAUGAAACGUGGCUGGGUCUUUCAGCAUGACAAUGAUCCCAAACACACCGCCCGGGCAACGAAGGAGUGGCUUCGUAAGAAGCAUUUCAAGGUCCUGGAGUGGCCUAGCCAGUCUCCAGAUCUCAACCCCAUAGAAAAUCUUUGGAGGGAGUUGAAAGUCCGUGUUGCCCAGUGACAGCCCCAAAACAUCACUGCUCUAGAGGAGAUCUGCAUGGAGGAAUGGGCCAAAAUACCAGCAACAGUGUGUGAAAACCUUGUGAAGACUUAUAGAAAACGUUUGACCUGUGUCAUUGCCAACAAAGGGUAUAUAACAAAGUAUUGAGAAACUUUUGUUAUUGACCAAAUACUUAUUUUCCACCAUAAUUUGCAAAUAAAUUUAAAAAAAAUCCUACAAUGUGAUUUUCUGGAAAAGAAAUUCUCAUUUUGUCUGUCAUAGUUGACGUGUACCUAUGAUGAAAAUUACAGGCCUCUCUCAUCUUUUUAAGUGGGAGAACUUGCACAAUUGGUGGCUGACUAAAUACUUUUUUCCCCCACUGUAUAUAUAUAUAUAUAUAUAUUUUUUUUUACAUUAGGUCCAAUUAAAUAUAAUAUAUAUAUUUUACAUAGCAACACAUAAUAAGGAGCUCUAACUAAACUUAAAUGAGUGACGCAGUCACAAAGACCCUGAAUAUGAAUGGAAAUGAUAAAGGGGGCAAUAUCUUGCCCGGAUAAUUGCACAGUCUGGGGGCAUUACCUUACUACUACCCACUCAGUGAACUUCAAUAAAGCAGCCUUACUGCGGUUUCCAAUGCAGCACAUUUCUGUAUUGACUUAAUCAGAGGAUUCAAAUGUAAAUGUGGAUUCAAAUGUGGAGCAGUGACCUAGCUGUGUUUCAGCUAAUCCACGACUCUUAUCUGACUUCGACCUAUCGUUCUCCUUGUAGAGAACACUGAGCAAGACAGAGAGCUCCCGCUCACAUACGUCACACUUGAACACAUAGUAUGGCAUGAUAUAGCCUAUAUGCCCCCCCCCCCCCCCCCCCCCUCCUCUGCUGCUAUAUAUAGCUAGCUCAAAACGAGAGCUAUGAGUCAGCGAUUCAGGUUGCAGCUCCUCUACAGAUCUCCACCUCUCUGAAGUAUGAGCCCGGGGCAAAAACCAGAGCUAAGACCUUAACAGCCCAGUGAUUAAAGCAGUCCCAGGGGCUUUGACUCUAUAGUCUACUUACUGGAGCCCAACAGGAUACAGAAUAGUAGUGUAAUGUACUUUACAACCUGCUUUGAUUUCUCUUAUUAAUUGCUGCAGAAUUGAAUGUAUCGAUUUCCCUUGUAAUUUCCUGCUCUUCUUUAUGCUUGGGCAAGAUGUGGGUCAGACACUUAACAUGGCAUGAAUCACUUAAUGUACAGUGUAUUCGGAAAGUAUUCAGACCCCUUCACUUUUUCCACAUUUUGUUACAUUACAUACUUGUUCUAAAAUUGAUUAAAUCGUUUUUUUCCCCCUCAUCAACACAAUACCCCAUAAUGACAAAGCAAAAACAGUUUUUUUGAAAUUUUAGCAAACGCAUAUAAAAAAAAACUGAUAUCAAAUUAACGUAAGUAUUCAGACCCUUUACUCAGUACUUUGUGAAGCACCUUUGGCAGCGAUUACAGCCUCAAGUCUUCUUGGGUAUGACUCAAGCUUGGCACACCUGUAUUUUGGGGAGUUUCUCCCAUUGUUCUCUGCAGAUCUUCUCAAGCUCUGUCAGGUUGGAUGAGGAUCGUUGCUGCACAGCUAUUUUCAGGUCUCUCCAGAGAUGUUCGAUCGGAUUCAAGUCCGGGCUCUGGCUGGGCCACUCAAGGACAUUCAGAGACUAGUCCUGAAGCCACUCCAGCGUUGUCUUGGCUGUGUGCUUAGGGUCGUUGUCCUGUUGGAAGGUGAACCUUCGCCCCAGUCUAAGGUCCUGAGUGCUCUGGAGCAGGUUUUCAUCUGUACUUUGCUGAUUGGUGGAGUGCUGCAGAGAUGGUUGUCCUUCUGGAAGAGGAACUCUGGAGCUCUGUCAGUGAACAUCAGGUUCUUGGUCACCUCCCUGACCAAGCCCCUUCUCCCCCAAUUGCUCAGUUUGGCCGGGCGGCCAGCUCUAGGAAGAGUCUUGGUGAUUCCAAACUUCUUCCAUUUAAGAAUGAUGGAGGCCACUGCGUUCUUGGGGACCUUCAAUGCUGCAGAAAUGUUUUGGUACCCUUCCCCAGAUCUGUGCCUCGACACAAUCAUGUCUCGGAGCUCUACGGACAAUUCCUUCGACCUCAUGGCUUGGUUUUUGCUCCGACAUGCAGUCAAUUGUGGGACCUUAUAUAGACAGGUGUGUGCCUUUUUCAAAUCAUGUCCAAUCAAUUGAAUUUACCACAGGUGGACUCCAAUCAAGUUGUAGAAACAUCUCAUGGAGGGUCUCCUAUCAAAGGGUCUGAACACUUAUGUAAAUAAAAUUUACCUGUUUUUGCUUUGCCAUUAUGGGGUAUUGUGUGUAGAUUGAUAAGGCCAAUUCUUUAAAAAAUCCAUUUUAGAAUAAGUCUGUAACGUAACAAAAUGUGGAAAAGGGGAAGGGGUCUGAAUACUUUGCGAAUGCACUGUAGAUUGUCAACGUAUAGUGUAGAGUGCUGUGUUGCAGUAUAGUGUGUGUCUCUUGCCUGACGGUUGUCCUCUCACCCGUGGCACAGGUGUACUGUGCCGUGUGCUGCAACAGGAGAUGCAAGCUAAAGUACCUGGACAAGGAGUCCCGG
This is a messenger RNA of Coregonus sp. 'balchen', 6380 nucleotides long. NCBI's taxonomy places the organism in Eukaryota, Metazoa, Chordata, Actinopteri, Salmoniformes, Salmonidae. The record is from the annotation of a GenBank genome assembly.